CCCGGGGCCGCCCCGCCGGAGCGGUGUGUACGCUUCCGGUCGUCCUCCAGAAUUCUGAGGCUCCCUCCGGAUGAGAAGUGAACUGGCCACGCAGCCAGGAAACCCGGGGCUACAGCACCAAGGCGGUCCAUGGCUCGAGUUCUUAUCAAAUAUAUGUCCUGACUCUCAAACUAAAUAGAAAGCUCCAGGAAGGAAUGAUGGAUGAAACUCGACAUAUAGUAGCUGAUAGAUAAACCGUACCAAAGAGGAGAAAGAAUUCCAUGAAGACACCGUUAACCUAAAUAAUGGUAUUUGAUUUCACAGAGUAAAUUCUCUUUGGGAAGAAACUUACAGAUAUCCAAAAAUGCUUGAGAUUCAACAGGCUGAGGCCCAGCUCUCCGAGUUAGACCUGCUAGCCAGUAUGUUCCCUGGUGAGAGUGAGUUCAUAGUGAAUGACCAGCUGGCUUUAGCAGAACUGAAAGAUUGUGUUGAAAAGAGCACAAUGGAGGGGCGAUCUUCAAAAGUUUACUUUACUAUCAAUAUGAACCUGCACAUAUCUGAGGAAGCAAUGGCGAUGUUUUCUCUGGCCUGUAUUCUUCCCUUUAAAUACCCUGCAGUUCUGCCUGAAAUUACUGUCAGAUCAGUAGUAUUAAGUAGAUCCCAGCAGACUCAGCUGAACACAGAUCUGACCACAUACCUGCAAAAGAAUUGUCUUGGAGACGUCUGUAUAUUGAAUGCCACAGACUGGGUUAGAGAACGUGCCUCUGGCUAUGUCAGCAGAGACACCACCCCUUCCCUUGCUCCAGGAAGUACAAUCCAGCCGAUCGAUCUCAUUCUCACGAGACUCUGGAUCUAUAGCCAUCACAUCUACAACAAAUGCAAAAGAAAGGAUAUUCUAGAGUGGGCGAAGGAGCUUUCCCUGUCUGGGUUCAGCAUGCCUGGGAAACCUGGUGUUGUUUGUGUGGAAGGCCCGCAAAGUGCUUGUGAAGAAUUCUGGUCAAGACUCAGAAAAUUAAACUGGAAGAGAAUUUUGAUUCGCCAUCGAGAAGAUAUUCCCUUUGAUGGUACAAAUGAUGAAAUGGAAAGACAAAGAAAAUUUUCAGUUUUUGAAGAAAAAGUGUUCAGUGUUAAUGGAGCCAGAGGAAACCACAUGGACUUUGGUCAACUGUAUCAGUUUUUAAAUGCCAAGGGAUGUGGGGAUGUUUUCCAGAUGCUCUUCGGGGUAGAAGGACAAUGACUGAGCAGUGGCAUAGUUGAAAGUAUUUUGUCACUGUUGGCCUUUGAUUUUUUUUCCCCCCACUCUUUCUUGAAAGAUUAAUUAAUUUUACUUUAGUCCCAUGCUAGAAUAUUGGGGGAGGGGGGAGAAAAGGUGGUAUAGCUGAAAUGCAUCUGUUCAAAAUAUGUCAUGAUUGAAAACAACUGAAUUUUAAAUUAUAAUCUUAAAAUUGUUGU
Rhinolophus ferrumequinum (greater horseshoe bat) is the source of this 1431-nucleotide messenger RNA. It is a transcript of the gene RWDD2B, whose product is annotated as RWD domain containing 2B. The record is from RefSeq and is a predicted model, not a curated record. The transcript is spliced from 6 exons. Gene Ontology annotation, molecular function: protein binding. Lineage: Eukaryota; Metazoa; Chordata; Mammalia; Chiroptera; Rhinolophidae. The coding region runs from base 344 to 1216 and encodes 290 amino acids.